Sinocyclocheilus anshuiensis is the source of this 3226-nucleotide messenger RNA. RefSeq names its product cystathionine beta-synthase-like. The coding region runs from base 1071 to 2840 and encodes 589 amino acids. The transcript has 15 exons. The record is from RefSeq and is a predicted model, not a curated record. Lineage: Eukaryota; Metazoa; Chordata; Actinopteri; Cypriniformes; Cyprinidae. Gene Ontology annotation, molecular function: cystathionine beta-synthase activity. Gene Ontology annotation, cellular component: cytoplasm.
CUUGGAGCACAUGGAUCCACAUUAAACUUCUCCAUACUUCUGGUAGCUUGACUCUUGCGUCCUAGACUGGGUUGCCAGGUCUGUGUAUCAUAAGCAGCACAAUAUGUCCGAUAUUUGGAUUUUGCAGUCACGUACAUAUUGUAAUCAUAACCGCAACUGAGUCCUAUUUCCAUUAAAACAUAGUAUACAGUUUACCUGUUUAGACUGGCUGAAGACUGAAGACAUUUAAAUCUAAUUUGUGUACUGUCAAUUGUGCGUGAUCUGCGGUCUUGGCAACCCUGGUCCUGAAGAGUCACCACUCAUGCAGUAGAAUUUUGUAUAAUAAUAUCUAUCUAUCUAUCUAUCUAUCUAUCUAUCUAUCAUCUGGUAUCAUUUGCUUGCAGGUAAUAUUUUGAUAUUUAUUGCAAUGAAAACAAAAGCAGUGUGGUUUAGUGGCUAAAAGUGUUAAAAUACGAAGGAACUGAAAAUGCAAUUUUGUCUUUUGUGGGAAUAAGUCAGUCUCAGUCAUGUUAUUUCUGGAUACACAAAGACCACAUGAACUUGCAUUGUAUUGUGGUCAUUAAACAAUAAAGCAGUCAAGCAUGCUUGCUAUGUUGAUGAGGCGCAUAGUUUUAACAGCUGGUGUGUUUUAUGCUUGGCUUGUUGUUAUGUUAUAUAUUAAUGGUUCUCAUACUCUGGAAUUAACAUGGUGGUUAAGGUUGGUGUAUUCAAGAGGUCAGAUUUGGCAUUUAUUCCACCUAAAGGCUGGAAUUGUCAUGGCUUCCCAUGUCAUUGUGUUGAUGUUGAAGUGAGACAGAUGUGCUGCAGAUCCGUAAACAAACAUUUUUAGCACUUUGGCUUCCAUUGUCCUGAAUUCAGUGGAUUUUUUUAUUUGUUUUGGGUUAAAUGCCUGUAAUGAGGUCUGUGCUUAACACAAGUUCAAUAUAUUUUCACAUUUUACUCUACAACCUAAAAUACAUAAGUAAUGCAUCCUUAUGAUUUUUUUUUUCUGAUAGGAGGGCGAUCAGCAGAUGCCCUCAUUCCAGCCAAUCAGAUUGCAUGCCGACACAUGGCCAUUUCCCAAAUAGGUGAUGAACCCUGUUCAUGUAAAUGACGUGACAGAGAACUAUAGAGGAAACAUGCCUUCAGUUCCACCCAACAAAGAGAACGACAGUCCUGCCUGCCCUUUUGCUGGCAAGAAGACCACUGGCAGGAAUGGUGUUGAGAAGUUGGUUUCGGAUGAUGUAGACAGACCCCUGCAGCUGAAUAGAGAAACUGGGGCCACUGACCCAAAAUGGAUUCGUCCGGACCUGCCAAGUAGAUGUACCUGGAAACCAGGAAUGUCUCUUGAUAAUUCCCCUCACAAACACUUCCCCAGCCAUUGCAGGACAAAAGCUGAGAAGAUUCUGCCCAACAUCCUGGACAGGAUUGGAGACACACCACUGGUCCGCAUAAACAAGAUCUCUAAGACUUUUGGACUAAAAUGUGAACUUUUGGCCAAGUGUGAGUUCUUUAAUGCUGGUGGUAGUGUGAAGGACCGUAUCAGUCUGCGUAUGGUGGGGGAUGCAGAAAGGGAAGGCAUCCUCAAACCUGGAGACACCAUUAUAGAGCCCACCUCUGGAAAUACAGGUAUUGGUCUUGCACUGGCUGCAGCAGUGAAGGGUUAUCGCUGCAUAAUUGUUAUGCCUGAGAAAAUGAGCAUGGAAAAGGUUGAUGUGUUGAGAGCUUUGGGUGCUGAGAUUGUCCGAACGCCCACCAGUGCACGGUUUGACUCCCCAGAGUCCCAUGUGGGUGUAGCUUGGCGCUUGAAGAAUGAGAUUCCUGACUCACACAUCCUGGACCAGUACCGCAAUCCCAGCAACCCCCUGGCUCAUUAUGACACCACUGCUGAGGAGAUUCUGGAGCAGUGUGAUGGUAAAUUGGAUAUGCUGGUGGCAGGAGCCGGCACAGGUGGCACUAUUACCGGCAUUGCCCGCAAACUGAAGGAGAAAUGCCCAAAUAUUAAGAUUGUUGCGGUGGACCCAGAGGGCUCAAUCCUCGCUGAGCCUGAUGAGCUGAACCGGACAGAUAAAACUCAGUAUGAGGUGGAGGGCAUCGGAUAUGACUUUAUACCCACCGUCUUGGAUAGAUCUUUGGUUGACAAAUGGUACAAAUCCAAAGAUGAGGAAUCAUUUGCUAUGGCCCGAAUGCUUAUAAGCGAUGAAGGGCUGUUAUGUGGUGGGAGCUCAGGCACUGCCAUGGCAGCUGCAGUAAAGUUUGCCAAAGAGCUGAAGGAGGGGCAGCGCUGUGUCGUGAUUCUGCCAGACUCCAUUCGCAACUACAUGUCCAAGUUCUUGAGUGACAAGUGGAUGUUCCAGAAGGGCUUUCUGAGAGUGGAAGAUAUCAUGGUGAAUAAACCCUGGUGGUGGAAUCUGAAAUUACAAAGUCUAAACUUUUCUGCUCCACUAACUGUGCUGCCCAUAGUCACAUGCCAAAAAACCAUCAAAAUCCUGAAAGAAAAGGGCUUUGACCAGGCACCUGUCGUAGAUGAAGCUGGGUUGAUUCUGGGAAUGGUAACCCUGGGAAACAUGCUUGCCUCUGUGCUUGCAGGAAAGGUCAAGCCCUCUGACCCUGUCAGCAAAGUGCUCUACAAACAGUUUAAGCAGAUUCGUCUAACUGACAAUCUGGGAAAGCUGUCUCGGAUCUUAGAAACGGAUCAUUUUGCCCUUGUGGUCCAUGAGCAGAUUCAGUAUCUGACAGAUGGAUCUUCCACUCAAAAGCAAAUGGUGUUUGGAGUGGUGACAGCCAUCGAUCUCCUCAACUUUGUGACGGCUCGAGAGAAAAGAGAGCGAUCGAUGUCAGAAUCAACAGAUGAAUACUGAAGGCAUUAGAGCACUUCCUGCCUCAAUCUGAAUGUGAUGCACUACAAAGAAUCAUAACAUUAGAGCUAUAGAUGUCAUGUGGUUAUUUCACCUAAAUUUGGGCAGUAGGGUUGGGUGGCACUGCUUCUUAAAAUUAUAUUUCUUGCUUAUCUGAUUUCGUAGCCAAUAAUUAUGUAAACAUUUACAAAUGUUGUUAACAAUUAUUAACUAAUGUUAACAAAUUUACAAUGAUGUUUAAAGGCAUCAGAACAGGGUCUAAAAUUACGUAUUUACCAAUAAUUAACUUUACUGGAUAUAAAUCAUUACUGGCCAUGGAUGCAAUGUUGCCAACUUAGCAAUUUUGUUGCUAAAUUUAGCAACUUUUCAGAGUACCCUAGCCACUUUUU